Anopheles funestus (African malaria mosquito) is the source of this 2568-nucleotide messenger RNA. RefSeq names its product neurogenic protein big brain-like. Gene Ontology annotation, molecular function: water channel activity. Gene Ontology annotation, biological process: transmembrane transport. The coding region runs from base 412 to 2220 and encodes 602 amino acids. The transcript is spliced from 6 exons. Gene Ontology annotation, cellular component: plasma membrane. NCBI's taxonomy places the organism in Eukaryota, Metazoa, Arthropoda, Insecta, Diptera, Culicidae. The record is from RefSeq and is a predicted model, not a curated record.
CGCGCGAGCAGUAACAUCAGCGUGCGCCAGCAGCAGUAGCGUUUGUUGUUUGCUCCGCGGCAACCGGCAUCUCUCGAGCAGACGAACUCGUAUGAUCAUAACACGCAACGCAGCGACGGUGAGUGCACGUGUUCGGUACAGUUUGGCUCGUACGUUUCAAUGUGCAUGUUGUGUUGAGUAGUGAUCAAAGUAGGUAUCUUCAGUGACUACAGUGUAUGUGCUAAAAAGGAUGCUGGUGCUUAUCAGUGGUGGCAUGGUGUGUUACUUUUGAAGAAAAAGCUUAUGAAUAUUAUCAGUUGUGAUUAAACUCUGGUAGUGCGUGAUAAGAAGGUGAAAAAUAAUUAUUCAGUGUUUCCACUAACAUUAGUGGCGUUUUAAAAAGUAGAUACUCCUUAACAUUCCACCGUCUCCAUGAAUCAAUCGGCAAUGGCUGAGGAGCCACAGUGUCACAUAAUGGAUAAAAACAUCGAUUUCCACAUCGUUCAGUUGUUUGAGCGGUUGGAAACACUGCGGAAGGAUCCAGGUCCCAAGUUAUCGCUCUCCGUGCAAGGGCGCGCCAACAUGCACAAGGAACUUCGCACACUGGAGCUUUGGAGAUCGGUCACGUCGGAGUGUUUGGCUUCGUUUUUCUACGUGUUUGUCGUUUGCGGUGCAGCUGCCGGUGCGGGCGUUGGAGCGAGCGUGUCGUCACUAUUGCUGGCAACAUCGCUUGCUUCUGGACUGAUCGUCAUCGUACUGACGCAGUGCUUUCUGCACGUUUCAGGCGCACAUAUAAAUCCAGCUGUCACCAUGGCCCUGGCGGUGACACGAAAGAUAUCGGCGCUCCGUGCCAUCCUGUACAUUACGGCCCAGUGCGGUGGAUCGAUUGCCGGUGCUGCCAUGCUGUAUGGCGUCACAGUUCCGGGUUAUCAAGGUAAUCUUCAGGCAGCUGUUUCGCACAGUGCUCAACUGGCACCCUGGGAGCGGUUCGGGGUCGAGUUUAUCCUGACAUUUAUCGUCGUCCUGGCAUACCUCAUCUCGACCUGUUCCUUCAAGAAGUACUUCGGUUCGUCCGCGAUCGUCAUCGGUGCGGCAUACAGUGCGUGCAGUUUUGUUUCGAUGCCUUAUCUAAAUCCAGCUCGCUCUUUGGGUCCAUCAUUUGUGCUGAAUAAAUGGGAUAACCAUUGGGUGUAUUGGAUUGGACCGUUCUUUGGUGGGAUUAUUGCUGGCUUGAUACAUCAGUUCGUGUUUACGCCAAAACAGAAAUCGAAGAGCAAAUCGAAGAGUGCCAAUAGCUCGAACGUCUCUGCAGUCGCGGCAGAAGAGCCCAACAACUACACGGUGGACGUGAGCAAGAUGGCUGCAACGCAAGGUAUUGUUGGAAAGUUCCAAAACGCGCGUCAUCAUAGUGGUACACUACCCUCACGCUUCUGCCAUAGCAUGUACGCGAGUAGUGAUCAACCGACGAUAAAGAUCGAACCACUGGAACCCAUCUACGGUGCCGCUAGCAAAUCGAUGUUUGGCAAAUCUCCGCAAAUGUCUCGUUCGAACCUUAAUCGCUCACAGUCAGUGUAUGCGAAGAGUAAUACCGCUCUGCAUCAGGAAAUUCCGGCCACAGUUGCUGCUACGGCUACCCUACGUCCAGGUGUAUUAGUUCCAGCACAAAGCCUGUAUCCACUGCGCGUCACACAACAGCAGCAACAGCAGCCCCAUGUGCACACCCAAAACCAGAACGUACAGAACCAGCUACAUCAACGAUCGGAGAGUAUUUAUGGAAUUCGCAAUACGGUACGACAGCAGCAACAACUGGCAGAGCAUCUUACACAGCAGCUAGCACCCCGGCCAAGCCACUCGGAAGGAGGGCCAUCGUUUCAACCCAUCUACUCCGUACGGAAUAAUCCCAGCUGCUCGGCGGAUGGGUUGCGAGAUGUUCACGAACAGGCCGGCUGCGAUAAGGUAAUCAACACGCUGGCGCGCACCGAGCGGCCAGAAUCCGUGUACGCCGCCACACGCCGCAUCCAUUCGACACAUUCGGACGACAGUUCGUACGGAUCGUAUCAUGGAAAUGGGCAGGGUAAUACACCGCCAACGCGUGACCAUCCGCACGGUGCCUACGGUGGUUCGCUGCUGCAUCCGCCGUCAAGCUCUCGUACGCUGCCACACCCGCACGGACAUCGGGGAGUCGUCAUACACGAUCCGAGCAUGCCGCCUCCGCCACCACCGCUUAUGAGCUGCAGCUAAAUGCACAGACCGACCGCUUGAAGUCUGGUGCACCAAACAUCUAAUCCACCAAUGAACUCGUGUAGUCGUUAAGUGUAGAAUUUUGCGUGUGUACUGCUCCAACGCGUAUUUACAGAUAGUGAUCCUAUUAGUCGUCUAAGCAUGUUAUUUAUAAACCGAACGAAGCCACAGAGCCCCGUAGAGUGUAGUAAUUUAUGGCAGUUCCAGAGCAUGUCGCACUCCUGUAUGAGCUGUAGGUGUAAGACUGAAUAGCAGACCGAAGUAGGAGACAAAACCAACAAAAACCGAUUGUAUUGACAUGCACUGUGUUUUAAGAAUUUAUGAUGAAUAAAUGUAAUCCUGGUUGAA